Molecule: messenger RNA, 1611 nt
Organism: Pyrenophora tritici-repentis Pt-1C-BFP
Lineage: Eukaryota; Fungi; Ascomycota; Dothideomycetes; Pleosporales; Pleosporaceae
Source: RefSeq, a predicted model, not a curated record
AUGGCAGGACUCACGAGACGUGCACCCCGGCUACUGAAGAGCAUCAAUGGGAAGCCGUAUGCGCGCGAUGAGGAUCACGAGGAGCCGUUGCCGAAGAGGAGAGCGAUUGAGAGUAGAUCGCCAGAAAAGGAAGAAGACAUACACGCCGAACCCAUAUCGUCCGACGAAGAACUCCCAAAACCUCCGCCGCCGAAAGAAUUGAAACCCAUACUUGCGCCGAAAGCCAAAGCCAAGGAGGAUACAGAGCUGGAGAGACCACCAAAGAGGCCUGCCAAGAAGGGCGUAAUAAGGGCGCCAGCGAGAGGAGCAUAUCAUACUGGGCAGGCGCAUAAGAAGGACGAGAAUAAGGAGAAUGCUUCCAUUUUCUCCGCUGGGUCAGCUGGAGAUGGUCCGAUUCGGUGGGGAAUGGAACAUGUGUCGCAGAAGAACAGCAAUAACAGGAAGGGGUACGGGUCAAAACCGAAGAAUAUACACGCACCACCUCCGAGAAAGUUCGGAAAGCCAGCGCCGAAGAUUGCUGCGCCAACAAGACCGUCGCAGGAAAAGGGCAUAUUUCCCGAUUCAGACGAUGAUGAUAAUAUCUCAAUGUUGGGUGAGGAGAUGAACGAAGAAGAGAUGGACGAACUUGGGAAAGAAGCGGGCAUAUGGGAGCCUGUAGAAGACCCAGAACUACUUCCGGUUCCAUCUAAGAAGAAGCGCACAAGAGCCGGGGCUAGCAAAUCCGCGUCUAUAUUUUCAAAUGACGAUGAGAUGGAAGAUAAGGAGAAACAAGCCGGGUUCUUUACUCAACUCAACACCUGGAAGACCAACCUAGAACCUGAGUCCUCACAGCCAGAUUCCAGCGCACCCCAAGGGAACCUAGAAGAAGUGCAUAAUUACAUAGACCGACUCCCCCAAAUAGAAGAAGGAUCACAAUGCAACCUGUGUAGCCAAGCAGUCGAACAAGAAGACUACUGGGACUUCUGGAAAGGCAAAGAGAAGACGGUAAAAAACAAAUCCGCAUUCUGCCAUGCCCACAAGAAGAAGUCAGCACAAGAAGAAUACACUCAACAGGGCUAUCCAGACAUUGACUGGAAAGCGCUUCCUCGACGAAUACGCCGCCACAAAGUAAUCCUAACCAAGCUCCUCGGAAAAGAUAGUUCCAGCAUACACCGCGACCGCUACGAACCCCUCGCCCUAACCGGCAAAGCCGCUGCCGUUCCCUCUCGGCGAACAGACCUCCCGCAAUCCGCCCAAGACACGCUCGACUCUUUCGCUCUCGACGAGCGCGCCGCAUACCCGGGUUACUACGGCCCCCACGGCCGCCGCGUCAUCACCGAGCACGUAAUGGAAACGCUGAAAUCAGAGCUGAAGAGGUCCAAAGACCGCGUUGUCCAGGCUUCCGGUAUCGCGGCGUUUGUACAGGCUGUUAUGGUGCCGGAAGUGGCGAUACUGCUGAUUAUGGAGGACUGCAAGGUGGAUGAGCAUAUGGCAGAGGGCAUUAGGGAAAAGACGUAUGAUAUGGGGUUGUUGUUGAAUGAGGAGAUUGAAGAUGAGAUAGAGAGGGCGGAGGAAGAUAGUGAGGAGGAGAAUGAGUAUCAGGUUGCUCUAUGUCGUCCGUUCCUCGAUUAA